Messenger RNA from Rosa rugosa (rugosa rose), 1395 nucleotides. Its product is annotated as F-box protein At5g07610-like. Lineage: Eukaryota; Viridiplantae; Streptophyta; Magnoliopsida; Rosales; Rosaceae. Gene Ontology annotation, molecular function: protein binding. Bases 81 to 1373 code for a protein of 430 amino acids. The transcript has a single exon. The record is from RefSeq and is a predicted model, not a curated record.
CAUACGCUAGAUAAAGUAGUUAAAGAAGACUUGAAAGAAAUAGAAACCAAAAUCGUAACCCGAAAAGAAAAGAAAGAAGAAUGUCAUCGUUUCGCAGCGAUUCCUCAGGAGCAGCAGAAGCCGUAGCCAAUAUCGAAGAUCUCCUGACUCAGAUCCUUGUGUCGGUGCCAUUACGAUCACUUGCUCGUUUCAAGUGCAUCUCCACGCAUUGGCGCUCUCUUAUCUCCGACCUCCACACCGUCAAGAACCCCAAGAUCUCGACUUUCUUCCCUAGUAAAUUCCAAGACGAGUCCUACGAGUCCAUCCCUCUUGGUAACAGUCAAAUCCCAUCUUGUUGGAAUCCCCUCAAAAUCCUUAACAAUUCAAUCCCUGAUGGAUCCGAGUUGAGGAUUCUUCAGUCCUGCAAUGGCCUCCUUCUCUGCCUUUGCGUGACAACGAAAGAAAGAAGACAUGAUGUCGUAUACGUUUUUAAUCCCACAACCAACCAAUUCCGGGCUAUUUCUUCUCCAAGGGUUAGGGAAAACAUGUCCUUAUCUGCUUUUACACAUUAUGCUUUGGCUUUUGAUCCUUGCAAAUCACCUCAUUACAAGGUGAUCUGCGUGAGUAACUUCUUCUAUUGUUAUGACAGGGGGCACCACCAAAUAGAUAUAUAUUCAUCUGAGACUGGAGAGUGGAAGCAUCUCGAUACUCCUUUCUUCCCAAGCCCCUUGCACUUUAACAGGAUCAGGGAAGGCGCCGUAUACUGCAACGGCGCAGUUCAUUGGAUGAGAAACGUAGGGGGAAACUUGUCAUUCAGUGAUGCUAGGAAUGAAUUCAUAAGACACGAAACUGAUGUGCUGCACUACUUUGACAUAGGCCAAGAACGUCUGGGACUCGUGUCUGCUACCCCUCCUAUCCCUUUGGUUGUCAGAAACAUUCCGUUAAAGGAUUCCGGUAAGUCUCCCACUGAAUGGCCGACAUUCGAUCAAAGAUAUUUUGGGGAGUCUGGUGGCCAUUUGUAUUUAAUUGAGACUUAUAAGCAUUGUAAGACCCAAUUUGAUGUGAUGGAGAUGGAGAGGGACUACUCUGGCUGGUUUGUCAAGUAUCAUGUUGAUCUUAAUCCAUUAUUCACAGCUCUUCCUAGUUCGAAUGAUUCUGUCAUCUUGUGCCUUUCUCAAGAGAAGGAAAAACAUAAUGAGGAGGAUUCUUCAGCUGAUCUUUUGUUGCAUAUGCCAGGUAAGGUCAUAUCUUAUAAUCUGAGGAAUAAGACCUUCAAGACAUCUGUUGUUGAGUCGGCCAAUGAAAAACUUUUUUUUGAUAUAGAUAGUCGAUUCUUUUGUAGUGAGGUUGUUAUGUAUCCUUACAUGGAGAGUUUAGCUUGUGUGGGACGAUAGAAUCUAUAUAUAUUCCAUAUAA